Messenger RNA from Caenorhabditis briggsae, 645 nucleotides. The transcript is spliced from 3 exons. Lineage: Eukaryota; Metazoa; Nematoda; Chromadorea; Rhabditida; Rhabditidae. The coding region runs from base 1 to 645 and encodes 214 amino acids. Gene Ontology annotation, cellular component: lysosomal membrane. The record is from RefSeq and is a predicted model, not a curated record.
AUGAAAUCCCUGAAAAAUUUCCCUAACAAGAAAUCCUUGUUUUUUCAGACAGCCGGGUUCGUUGUCGCCAUCGUCGAGGUGCUCCUUUGUGCUCUCGCCGUUUAUGGAUUAUUCCGAAAUUUCCAUCUUUUCGGAGCGAGCUAUUUCAUUUGGUUUCUCCUUGGAAUCAUCUCAGUUAUCAUCAUUAUUAUUGCCAUUGCUCUUUUCAUUUAUGCCAUCAAAUCUGAGAACUCUCGUUGGCUGAUUCCUCAUUUGUCCGCACAGAUCUUCCUGGUCAUUUUCUUGAUUCUGGUUGCAUUCAUUGUGGCGAUUCUUUUGAUGUUUGGAGCUUAUCGUGGAAUUCGGAACUUGCUAGGAGUCAGCAAUUAUUAUAUGAGUGAUGAUGCCACCUAUCUCCUCGGAAUCAUGAUCAUCGUCAUCUACUUCCUGGUCGCCGUUCUCGAAAUUUUCUUCAUCUACAUCGUUUGGCGUUUGUACAAACAUCUGUGCCACUACGAAACAAUCGAUAAUGAGAAUCGUGUCAAUUGGCAAGUGGUUAAUGAUUUCCCAAAAGACAAUAAGCAUGGAUCUGCCGCUAUGGGCGACAUGUACCCAUAUGGUGACGAUCGGCGAAAUGAUGGAACUAAUGGACAGAGAUAUUUGUGA